Molecule: messenger RNA, 511 nt
Organism: Heterobilharzia americana
Lineage: Eukaryota; Metazoa; Platyhelminthes; Trematoda; Strigeidida; Schistosomatidae
Source: the annotation of a GenBank genome assembly
UACACCUUUAAUGAAUAAAUCUGACUUAGAAAUACUACGAGUUGCAAUACAGAUAAUGACUCUAAGUUGACAUUUCUACGAUAUAAUUAAAUCUCAGCAACAUGACGUAAUGAAAGCCUCUAAUUUGUACCACUGGCAUGAACCUUUUCAGGUAACCAAAUAAGAAUUCAAUUUUCGAUAACGCCAUUAGAAGACGAAGAUUAUCUGAAAAAUAGAGUUAUCGAAAUUUAUUAAAGGGACUAAUUGUUUCAAAUUUCUGAUAAGAAUUUAAUGCUGUUCACCUUUAUUGAUGCUCAAGACUAUUACUUCGUCUACUCAAUAUACAAUAUUUCAAUUUGGUGUAAUCAGACUGAGAAGACGUAUAAACACUUAUCAAUUUUUCACAGAUGCAUCAUAUGAAUUCGAAGCCUUAUUUAGAAAGCUUUGUUUCACUCCCAAUGAUAAAAUGGCUAUUCAUGUUGUUGUCCUCAUAAAUGUUUGUGUACAUCUCGGCGAUAGACAAACGCGAUAA